This is a messenger RNA of Gracilinanus agilis (Agile Gracile Mouse Opossum), 1808 nucleotides long. It is a transcript of the gene ERLEC1, whose product is annotated as endoplasmic reticulum lectin 1. NCBI's taxonomy places the organism in Eukaryota, Metazoa, Chordata, Mammalia, Didelphimorphia, Didelphidae. The record is from RefSeq and is a predicted model, not a curated record. Bases 93 to 1616 code for a protein of 507 amino acids. Gene Ontology annotation, biological process: retrograde protein transport, ER to cytosol; endoplasmic reticulum unfolded protein response. The transcript is spliced from 14 exons. Gene Ontology annotation, cellular component: endoplasmic reticulum lumen.
GUUUCGAGGGGCUCCCCGGAAGAAGACGUGGCGGCGGUUGGGGCUCCCGUUCGCUGGGCGAUCUCUAGUCCCGCCGCCUCCGCCUCCUCUCUAUGGGCCAAGGAGGCAGCGACGGCGGUGGCGGCGGUGGCUGGAGAAAGAGGCGGCGGAGGAUGGAAGAAGGAGGCGGUGGCGGACGGAGGCUGGUCCCGGGCGCGCCUGUGCUGCUGGUUCUCUGCGGGCUCCUGGAGGCGUCCGGGGGCGGUCGAGUGCUCCCUCCGCUCAGUGACGACAUCCCCUUCCGAGUCAACUGGCCCGGCACCGAAUUCUCCCUGCCUACUGCUGGUGUUUUCUAUAAAGAAGAGAAUUAUGUCAUCAUGACAACAGUAGAUAAAGAAAGAUAUAAAUGUAUACUCCCUCUUGUAGCAAGUGGAGAUGAGGAAGAAGAAAAGGACUAUAAAGGCCCUACUCCAGAUGAAUUAUUGGAACCACUGUUUAAACAAAGCAGUUGUUCGUACAGGAUUGAGUCUUAUUGGACUUAUGAAGUGUGUCAUGGAAAACACAUUCGGCAGUACCAUGAAGAAAAAGAAACUGGUCAGAAAAUAAACAUUCAGGAGUACUUUCUUGGGAACAAGAUAAAAAAGAAUACAAUGGGUGAAACAGAAAAAGAAGAAAAGGAAAAGGAAAUAUUCAAAGAGAAUUCAAAGGAGAUUCCCACUAAAAAUAUUGAAGGUCAGAUGACUCCCUACUAUCCUGUGUGGAUGGGAAAUGGUACCCCUUGUAGCUUGAGACAGAACCUCCCCAGAUCAAGUAUUGUGAUGUACAUCUGUCAUCCUGAAGCAAAACAUGAAAUUCUUUCAGUAGCUGAAGUUACUACUUGUGAAUAUGAAGUUGUCAUAUUGACACCUCUGCUGUGCAAUCAUCCUAAAUAUAGGUUCAGAUCUUCCCCAGUGAAUGACAUAUUUUGCCAAUCACUCCCAGGGUCACCCUUUAAGCCUCACAAUCUGGUACAGUUGGAGCAGCAACAAGAAGUAAUGAAGAUCCCUUUUAGAAGAAUUAAAGAGGAAGAAAUGCAUUCUGCUAAAGAAGACAAAUUUACCUCCGUCCCAAAACCAGUUGCUCUUGGCACUCAUCAACUACUCACUGUUGGAACAACACACAUCUCCAAACUGACUGAUGACCAACUUAUAAAGGAAUUUCUUAGUGGCUCUUAUUGUUUUCAUGGGGGUGUAGGUUGGUGGAAAUAUGAAUUUUGUUAUGGUAAACAUGUACAUCAGUACCAUGAGGAUAAGGAAGUUGGAAAAACAUCUGUGAUUGUGGGAACAUGGAACAAAGAAGAGCAUAUUGAAUGGGCAAAGAAGAAUACUGCCAGAGCCUUUCAUCUCCGUGACGAUGGUACACAAAUAGUUAGGAUGGUAUCACAUUUUUAUGGAAAUGGAGAUAUUUGUGAUAUAACUGAUAAACCAAGACAGGUCACCGUAAAACUAAAAUGUAAAGAAUCAGAAUCACCUCAUGCUGUUACUGUUUAUAUGUUAGAGCCUCAUGCCUGCCAAUACAUUCUUGGGGUAGAAUCUCCAGUAAUCUGUAAAAUUUUAGACACAGCUGAUGAAAAUGGACUACUUUCUGUUCCCAGUUAAAAGAUUAGUGAAGUCAGAAGAAUGAAGAUUAUUAAAAAUCACCACAAUUUCUACUUUCCAUGGCCAACGAAUGGCCACGUUAGAGAGUUCCUAUCCAAUGGAACGUGACAGGACUAUUUAAGGGGACUCUUUGAACCACUUUGUGAAUAUAUAUGUGUAUAUAAGAGGUUAUUGAUAAACUUUUAAAGCAGA